Molecule: messenger RNA, 381 nt
Organism: Phycomyces blakesleeanus NRRL 1555(-)
Lineage: Eukaryota; Fungi; Mucoromycota; Mucoromycetes; Mucorales; Phycomycetaceae
Exons: 1
Coding region: 1-381 (126 amino acids)
Source: RefSeq, a predicted model, not a curated record
AUGACCAGCUCCUUCAAUACAAUGCAAGCCCAAAACCAAUUUGAAUUUGCAAAUGCCAGAAGUGUAGGCCUAGAGACUAGAAAUGUACUAGUUGAAACCUUUUUACAAGCUUCGUUUCGUCUAUGCAAUGAUCCUUCUCAAAUCCGAAAAUGCCUUGAAAAUGUCUUACAGACACAAUUUCCUGUCUCCCCUGUCCACAUUGUUCUCUUGUUUUAUUAUCUAUUUGUUGUGGUGGCAUUCGUCGGCUUACGUACGCUACAGCAAACCAUCAACCUAUUGUAUCUACUUCAGCUCAAAAUUUCUCUCAAUCGACUAGUGACACGGUUGUGGUGCAGUGACCGGCUGAACCAAGGAGAUUCCACCAUCAUUUCGAGUGACUGA